Messenger RNA from Oncorhynchus nerka (sockeye salmon), 2656 nucleotides. RefSeq names its product zinc finger protein 436-like. Bases 174 to 1505 code for a protein of 443 amino acids. The transcript is spliced from 4 exons. Lineage: Eukaryota; Metazoa; Chordata; Actinopteri; Salmoniformes; Salmonidae. The record is from RefSeq and is a predicted model, not a curated record.
GCGUCUUCAACAACGACAAAGGGCUUCUGAUUCACCCACCGCGGUGGUUUGCUAGCGAACCUAAAACAUUGAUGUGUAUAUUACUCUUGGUGUUUAGAACUGUUUACGUGUUUACGUUUCUACUAGUUCAUUUAAACGUGAUUUGAUACGGCACGAGGCUAAUCGCUCGGAACAUGAGCUCACUAAUCUCGACGGAGAAAGAAGCUCUGGUGAAAGGAGAGGAAGAAGCUUUCAGGAUGAAAAGGGAGGAAGAGGAGGCUAUCACAUUGAAAGAAGAAGAGGAUGAUAUUACAGUUAAAGAGGAAGAUGGGAAAGAGGUUGUCAGAGUGGAAGAAGAGGAGGUAGAAGCUUUCAGAAUCAAAAAGGAGGAAGAUGCCAUAACAUUGAAAGAAGAGAAUGAAGUGAACGAAGAGGAAGAACCUUUUGGAGUAAAAGAGGAAGAGGAGGAUAUCUCAAUAAAACAGGAGGAGACUGAGGUUCCAAUUUCCACCAGAGAGAGACAUGACUAUCCUGGAUCCUCUGGGGAGCCUCAACAACAUCCUGAUGCUGAUGAGGCAGAGAUGAGUCUCUCCAGAUCAGAACACCAGAUGGACAACGCUAGCCCUUCCACCCUCCCGGAGUCCCCAUGCCGUGCCUCUCCCAGUAGCACCUUACCGCUGGUUAUGAAGAGGUUGUCUGUGCUGCUGGUGGACUGCAGGAAAACAAUGGAGCUGACUGGAACUGUGAGAGGAGGAGAAGAGAAGGAUGGAUCAGAUUUGACACAUCAAAGAGGAAAACCAAACUCUGCGGAACCAGGGACGUCCAAACCAGCAAGACAACACCUCUGCUCCCAGAUUGGAAAGAGUUUUACCAAGUUAGGAAGCCUGAAAAGACAUGAGAGGACACAACCAGGAGAGAAGCCACACAAUUGCGCACAGUGUGGAAAGAGUUUUAACCAGUUAGGAAAGCUGAAAGUUCAUGAGCGAAUACACACAGGGGAGAAGCUUUUCCAUUGCGCCGAGUGUGGAAAGAGUUUUAACAAGUUAGGAAACAUGAAAUCUCAUGAGCGAAUACACACAGGGGAGAAGCCUUACCACUGCUCCCAGUGUGGAACUAGGUUUACCAAGUUAGGAAGCCUGAACAGACAUCAGAGGACACACACAGGGUCGAAGCCACACCAUUGCUCCCAGUGUGGAAAGAGUUUUAACCAGUUAGGAAACUUGAGAUCUCAUGAGCGAAUACACACAGGGGAGAAGCCUUUCCACUGUUCCCAGUGUGGAAAGAGUUUUAGCCAGUUAGGAAGCCUGAAAGCUCACGAGCGAAUACACACAGGGGAGAAACCUUACCACUGUUCCCAGUGUGGAAAGCGUUUUAACCGGUUAGGAAAGCUGAAAGAACACAUGAGACUGCACACAGGGGAGAAGCCUUACAAAUGCUCAGACUGUGGGAAGACAUAUUACUCAUCACAGUCACUUAAAAGUCAUAUGAAAAUCCACACAGGUAGAAUAAUUACUUCUAGUGUGUAAAUUGAUAUUUCACAUCAUAUUGACUUAAUUAUUCUAGCGUGUAUAUUGAUAUUUCACAUCUCAUUGACUUAAAAUUCAUCAGAGAACAUACACAGUGCUCCCAUUAUCUUAUAUUGUUGACUGACAAUGUGUUUACCUGUUGAAACCAUAUGAAAUUGAAUUGUACAAAGUAUACUCAAACAUAUAUUUGUAUGUUUUUAUUAGAAAACAUGAAGUGAAUAUGGAGUAUGUCAGCUUGAAUAUAGAGUAGAUCAGAUUCCAACUGUUUAAAUGGUCCUUUUUUAAACUCUGACUGUGUGUGUUUAUCUGGGUGUGUCAUUCCUCCAGCACUACAGAUAAUCAAGUGAUAUUUGGAUGCGAUGCAUUUGCUCCAUUGUUUACAUUUUCAUUGUGGCCCACUGAUGAUUUAAUGACAUGAAACUGUUCACUGACUCGCUCACGGAUUGACCCAAGCCUCCCACUCACGGAUUGACCCAAGCCUCCCACUCACGGAUUGACCCAAGCCUCCCACUCACGGAUUGACCCAAGCCUCCCACUCACGGAUUGACCCAAGCCUCCCACUCACGGAUUGACCCAAGCCUCCCACUCACGGAUUGACCCAAGCCUCCCACUCACGGAUUGACCCAAGCCUCCCACUGUUGUUUCCACGUCAUUUCAACUACAUAAAUCCAUGUGAUGUUUCAAUGAUAUGAAAUGAAAAUGAUUCCAUGUGAUGUUUCAAUGAUAUGAAAUGAAAAUGAUUCCAUGUGAUGUUUGAUCAAUGUAGAAAACUGAUUGGAUUUGUAAAAAAGCAUCAACAUAAGGUUAUUCACUGAACUUGCAAUUUAAAUCCAAUGACAAGUGACAUUUUGUGUUGAUUUCAUGUUGAAUUCACAUUAGUUGACGAAUCAAAGAAAUGUAAAUAGAAACUAGACCAUGGUGCUUGCCUACGGAGCUGUGAGGGGAACGGCACCUCAGUACCUCCAGGCUCUGAUCAGGCCCUACACCCAAACAAGGGCACUGCGUUCAUCCACCUCUGGCCUGCUCGCCUCCCUACCACUGAGGAAGUACAGUUCCCGCGCAGCCCAGUCAAAACUGUUCGCUGCUCUGGCCCCCCAAUGGUGGAACAAACUCCCUCACGACGCCAGGACAGCGGAGUCAAUCACCACCUU